AUGCUUGCAUCGGGUUCUUCGCCCAGACCUAAACGCUCCUUGGAGCGCGAUGAAGAAGGCCGCUUACGCUUCCAGGGCUGCUCCUCCAUUCGAGAAUUUGACUUCUUAGGGAAACUUGGUGAAGGAACCUUUGGUGAGGUUUAUAAAGCUAGGUCCAAACGAGCCGGCUCGUUAGUCGCCUUAAAGAAAAUAUUAAUGCACAAUGAAAAAGACGGGUUCCCAAUCACGGCCUUACGAGAGAUCAAACUUCUCAAGAUACUAUCGCAUCCGAAUAUCCUACAGCUUCAGGAAAUGGCGGUGGAGCGGAGCCGAGGCGAAGGACGAAAGAAACCAUCAAUGUACAUGGUAACGCCUUAUAUGGAGCAUGACUUGUCUGGAUUACUAGAGAAUCCAGAUGUUCACUUUUCAGAGCCUCAAAUAAAGUGUUAUAUGAUACAGCUUUUGAAAGGCCUCCAGUAUCUGCAUGAGAAUCGAAUAUUACAUCGGGAUAUGAAAGCCGCAAAUUUAUUGAUUAAUAAUGCCGGUGUGCUUCAGAUAGCGGAUUUUGGUCUUGCCAGACCCUACGACGAAGCACCACCAGUUGCUGGCAAAGGAGGCGGAGAAGCAAAGAGAGAGUACACGACACUGGUUGUCACUCGAUGGUAUCGGCCGCCUGAACUCCUUCUCCAGUUACGCCGCUACACCACCGCGAUUGAUCUGUGGGGUGCUGGGUGUGUUUUUGGUGAGAUGUUUAAGGGGAAACCUAUUCUCGCCGGAAGCAGUGACCUUAAUCAAGCACAGCUUAUAUUCAACCUUGUGGGCUCCCCCACUGAGGAAAACAUGCCAGGAUGGAGCUCUCUACCAGGAGCAGAACCAAUACGGUCCUUUGGUUUCAAACGCCCAACUCUUGCUACCGUUUUCCAAGAACAAGGCCCUGUUGCAAUAUCUCUUUUAACAGAGCUCCUGAGACUCGAUUGGCGCAAGAGAAUAAAUGCUAUCGACGCGCUCAAACACCCAUAUUUCACUACCCCACCUCUACCUGCUAAGCCGGGCGACCUGCCAUCCUUUGAAGAUUCCCAUGAACUUGACAGAAGAAAGUUCCGUGGCCAGAAGGCUGCUUUACCUCCUGCACCCGCUGGCGGGUCAGUUGGGAUGGGAGCACAUGGUGAAUGGACCUCAGGGUCUUCUCGAGGAGCCCCUACGACGGAUCCAAAGAAAAGCCGAGUUCCACAAGCAGCACGCUCUGGUUACGGAAAUAAUAUGCACCCAUCAUCCCGACCCCCUUACGACAGUCGCAUGCCUGACCCAGUCCACGGCCACAAGCGAAAAGCUUCUGGAGAGCCUCACAGUCACCUCCCGGGGUGGCAACGGGAUGCAAACUUACCACCCAAACCACCUGCCCCUGCUAAUCCUCAAUGGCAAACUGGUUCCCGUCGGGGUGGAGGACCGGGCCAAGAUAAUAGACGUGAUAGGCCUCCGCUACCCCGAGGAGGUGGAGGUAUAAGUGAAGGCGGGCGAGAUUCAUAUGUGCCCAAUUAUGUUGGCGGCGGUAAUGACCGAUAUCGAUUGGGGGGUGACGGGUCCAUGCCUCCACGACGAGACAAUAUAGAUCCAGCAUCUAGAGAUCGAUACUGGCGACCAAGCCGAAGCCGAAGCCCAGAAAUGAGAGACCGCAGUCGAUCGGGGGAUCCCAGUUCUUUGCCGCAUCAUUUAUAUAGACGCUAG
This is a messenger RNA of Nannizzia gypsea CBS 118893, 1704 nucleotides long. RefSeq names its product CMGC/CDK protein kinase. Gene Ontology annotation, molecular function: ATP binding; cyclin-dependent protein serine/threonine kinase activity. Gene Ontology annotation, biological process: protein phosphorylation. Gene Ontology annotation, cellular component: nucleus. The coding region runs from base 1 to 1704 and encodes 567 amino acids. The transcript has 7 exons. NCBI's taxonomy places the organism in Eukaryota, Fungi, Ascomycota, Eurotiomycetes, Onygenales, Arthrodermataceae. The record is from RefSeq and is a predicted model, not a curated record.